Solanum stenotomum is the source of this 3069-nucleotide messenger RNA. RefSeq lists its product as uncharacterized. Lineage: Eukaryota; Viridiplantae; Streptophyta; Magnoliopsida; Solanales; Solanaceae. The transcript is spliced from 2 exons. The record is from RefSeq and is a predicted model, not a curated record. The coding region runs from base 1 to 3069 and encodes 1022 amino acids.
AUGGAUGAAGCUCACUCAUAUGAUGAUAUUGAUGGAUUGUUGAAUGAUACCUUUAGAGAUAUUGCACAAGAUGAAGGAGCUUAUGAAGGCCCAAAUGAAGACGCCCAAAAAUUUUAUAAUUUAGUUGAUGAGGCAAGCCAAGAAAUAUAUCCAGGUUGUAAAGGUUUCUCUAAAUUAUCAUUCACAAUUCGUUUAUACUUGUUGAAGUGUCUCCAUGGAUGGAGCAAUGCUUCUUUUACUUCUCUCUUGGAGUUAUUGAAAGAAGCGAUUCCUGAGUUGAACAUUCCUGAAUCUUAUAAUAAAGCCAAGGCCGUGGUAAGGGAUUUAGGUCUUGACUAUAAAAAGAUUGAUGCUUGUCCUAAUGAUUGUAUGUUAUUUAGAGGUGACCAUAAAGAUGAUGAGUAUUGCCAUGUUUGUGGAGCUUCUCGAUUUGUUGAACAUCCUGAAUUAGAUAGUGAGCUUGAGUCUUCUAAGAAACCUCAUCGUGUUCCUAUUAAAAUUUUACACUUUCCGUUGAUUCCUAGACUCAAAAGGCUAUUUAUGAGCUCAAAAACAGCAAAAUCAUUAAGAUGGCAUGAUGAGCAACGUUCUAAAGAUGGAAAGUUAAGGCAUCCUGCUGAUGGACAAGCAUGGAAAGAAUUUGAUAACAUGCAUCAAGAAUUUGCAAAAGACUCUCGUAAUUUGAGACUUGGCUUAGCAAGUGAUGGAUUCAAUCCAUUUCGAACCAUGAGCAUAUCUAACAGCACAUGGCCAGUUAUGUCAAUGGUGUAUAAUUUACCUCCAUGGAUGUGCAUGAAAUCAGAAUACCUUAUGCUUUCUUUGCUUAUACCUGGACCGCGAUCACCUGGAAAUGAUAUUGACAUUUAUCUACAACCAUUAAUAGAAGACUUGAAGGAGUUGUGGGAGUUCGGGGUAGAAACAUAUGAUGCUUCAAGAAAUCAAACUUUUCAAAUGCGAGCAGCUCUUUUGUGGACAAUUAAUGACUUUCCUGCAUAUGCAAUGUUGUCUAGUUGGAGUACAAAAGGAAAGUUGGCUUGCCCUUGUUGUAAUUAUGGCACUAACUCAUUCUAUCUAAAACAUAGUCGAAAAAUUUGUUAUAUGAGCCACCGUGUUUUUCUACCUAUGGAUCAUCCGUGGAGAUCUGACAAAAAGUCUUUUAAUGGAAAGACAGAAUUCAGGUCUCCUCCUCCUUUAUUGCAGGGAACAGAUCUGCUUAAUAGCCUACAGAAUGUUGAAAAUGUAUUUGGAAAAGUGCAAAAGAAAUCAAAUAAUGGCCCAUGGAAGAAACGAUCAAUCUUUUUUGAAUUGCCAUACUGGCAACACAAUUUAUUGCGUCAUAACCUUGAUGUAAUGCACAUAGAGAAGAAUAUAGUCGAUAGUAUAAUUGGAACACUUUUGGAUAUUUCUGGCAAGACGAAGGAUCAUCCAAAUGCUCGUUAUGACCUCAAAGAGAUGGGCAUUAGGAAGAGCCUUCAACCAAAAGAUACAAAGGAUGGUAGGAAAGUAAAGCUUCCAACAGCGUGCUUUUCAAUGUCUAAGGGAGAAAAGUCUAUUUUUUGUGGUGUUCUCAAAAAGGCAAAGCUGCCUGACGGUAGUGCUUCUAAUAUUUCUGGAUGUGUGAAGCUAGCUGAAAGAAAAAUAUCUAAUUAUAAGACUCAUGAUGCACAUUUCAUGUUACAUUACCUGCUGCCUAUACCUAUUAAAAGCAUAUUUCGUGAUCAUGUUGCUAUUCCUUUGAUUCGUUUAAGUUCCUUCUUCCGUCGUUUAUGUCAAAAAGUUAUUACAUUGGAAGAGCUGGAUCGUUUAGAACUAGAAAUUAAAGAAACAUUGUGUCAGUUGGAGAGAAUUUUCCCCCCUAGCUUUUUUGAUAUAAUGAUUCAUUUGUCUGUUCAUUUGGCGAAUGAGGUAAGAUUAGGAGGUCCUGUACAACUUCGAUGGAUGUAUUCUCCUGAAAGAGAAAUGGGCACUUUUAAGUCAUAUGUUCGUAACAGAAGGCAUCCAGAAGGAUGUAUUGCAGAGGCACGUCGGGUUACAGACUGUUUGAAUUCAUGCUCUAGAUAUUUUCAUGAGGAUGUACAAACUAAAUUUAACAGAAGACCCCGAAAUGAUGAUGAGUGUGGAUCACCAGAUGUGCAAACUUCUAACUUGUUUCCUAAUAGAGGUUGUCCAUUAGGUGGAAAAAAGGGCGAGCCAACCUUUCUUGAUAACAAGUCACGACAUCAAGCACAUGGAUAUAUACUGAACAAUUGUGAUGAAGUUCUAGAAUAUAUUAGAGAGCAUGAACUUGAGGUUAGUAAUCAGGGAAAAGGAUCUAAAUGGAGUAAGGCAAAAAAUCAUAGUCAAAGCUUCUCUCAAUGGUUUGAAGCUCGUGUUAUGCAUGAGGAUGUGUCAGGUUUGAUAAAACAGUUAUCGAGAGGGCCCAAUUCAGUUGCUAAAAGAUAUGCAGGGUAUAUUAUAAAUGGGUAUAGAUUUCAUACAAGGCGACGUGAAGCAAAGCGUAAAACACAAAAUAGUGGUGUUACAUUAGUUGCUUUAACUACGAGUUUUGCAAGCUCUAAGGAUAAAAAUCCGAUUGAUGCAAAUCUAACUUAUUAUGGUAAAAUAGUUGAUAUCCUUGAGUUGGAUUACUAUAACCAUUUUAAAGUUGUCCUAUUUAAGUGUGAAUGGUAUGAGGCUAAAGAGGAUAUUUAUGGCUUUACUUAUGUCUACUUCAACAGAAGGUGCUCUCAGGAAGAGCCUUUUAUAUUAGCAUCUCAAGCUCAUCAAUGUUUUUAUGUGAAGGAUCCAUAUGAUGAUGAUAAGCAUUAUGUUAUGAAAACAGUCCCAAGAGACUUAUUUAGUAUGAGUGAUGAAGCCGAAUCUGAUGUCCCCCAAAGUUAUAUAAAUGAGCCAUAUGACCAUUCAAUGGGCCCUUCUAUACCUGAAGAUAAAGGUGAAGUUGACUUAGUGAGGAGUGAUAUACCAGCCACAGUUAUUAAGGUGUAUCCACAUGAAUUUGUUGCUGAAGAACCUGAACCUGAACAUGAAUCUGAGGAUGAGGAUGAGUUCGAUAUUGAGGAUACAUCAUAA